AUGGGCCUCGUUGACCUUGACCGCCUCCUAUCCGGAGGCCUGCCACUGUCAUCCGUCCUGCUCGUAAUCGAGGACACCUCCUCAGGCCAGCACCUUAACCUGAUGCGUUAUUUUAUUGCGGAGGGAGUUGCAUGCCGCCAGCGUGUGCUAUGGCUCACGGCCAACCCCCCACCAGGGGGCCCCGGAGCCUUCCUACCCGCGGAUGCCAGUGCAUCGCAGUCUGGAGGCUCAGCAGCUGAGGAGGGUGGGGACAGCAGCAAGGACAAGGAGCAGCCGGAGCUUCGUAUCGCUUGGCAAUACAAAAAGUACAUCAAGGACGAGCAGCAACCCGUACAAAGCUCGUACAGCACACGCGGAUCCAUGGCAUCUUCCUCCUCUUCCUCCGCGGCCUCUACAGCCAAAUCACUAUCGUCAACUUCACCAUCGUCAUCCUCCUCUGCAACGCGCGCUGUUGCUGCGGGUGUGGGCCGCGAGUGGUGUCACAGCUUCGAUCUGACUCGGCCCCUCGGUGCGGAGGCCCUCAAGGAUGCACUGCUGGACGUCGUACAUUGCACCGGGCCCGAUGCCUACGGGGAGGCUGACGGCCGCGCCGCAACCUUCAUAUCCUCAUUGCGCAAUGCCGCGGGGGCCGGACCCGGGCCCGGCUCCGCUGCGGUGGCGGCAGCGGCCCUGGCGGCGAGGCGUACGGAGAGCCCCGUGGGCCGGUUGGUGAUAGAAUCCCCGGGGAGCUUGGCGUGGGGCAUCGGCGCCUCGGAGCAGGCGUUGGUACGAUUGCUGUAUAAUAUACGGCAGCAGGCGAUGCAGGCUCGCUGUGCCGUCAUGGUGACUGUGCCAGCAGGCCUGCUGUCCCCGGGUUGCUCCUGCCGGCUGCCCCACCUGGCGGAUACGGUGCUGGCUCUGGAGGGGCUGGCGGAUGACCUGCCGCUGGUGAAGCUGCUGCCGGACCCGAACACGGCCGUGGCGUUGUUGAGCGUCCGCAAGCUGAGCUCUGCCGGCAUGGUGGGCCCGCGCCUGCCAGAUGGUCAGUUGUACGUAGUACGGCACAAGCGCCGGCGGUUAGGACUGAGUCCCGUGGAGGUGGAUCCAGAUGCGGAGGAGCUGCAGGCGGCCGCGGCGGCCCGAGCAGUUGAGGCGUUUGGCGGCAAGGCGGCCGCGGCGGCAGGCAGCGGCGGUGGCGCCGUGGCGCCAAGUGGUGGCACUGUGGCAGUGGCUGCGAAGACGGGGAAGAAGAGCGCGGCCUCGUUGCUAUGUGGUGGGCCGCCUGCAGCUGGGAAUAAGGCUCUGGACUUCUGA
Messenger RNA from Volvox carteri f. nagariensis, 1293 nucleotides. RefSeq lists its product as uncharacterized. The transcript is spliced from 7 exons. The record is from RefSeq and is a predicted model, not a curated record. Gene Ontology annotation, cellular component: cytoplasm; transcription elongation factor complex; elongator holoenzyme complex. NCBI's taxonomy places the organism in Eukaryota, Viridiplantae, Chlorophyta, Chlorophyceae, Chlamydomonadales, Volvocaceae. The coding region runs from base 1 to 1293 and encodes 430 amino acids. Gene Ontology annotation, biological process: tRNA wobble uridine modification.